This is a messenger RNA of Daucus carota subsp. sativus, 1811 nucleotides long. RefSeq names its product anthocyanidin 3-O-glucosyltransferase 2. NCBI's taxonomy places the organism in Eukaryota, Viridiplantae, Streptophyta, Magnoliopsida, Apiales, Apiaceae. The transcript has a single exon. Gene Ontology annotation, molecular function: UDP-glycosyltransferase activity. The record is from RefSeq and is a predicted model, not a curated record. The coding region runs from base 185 to 1642 and encodes 485 amino acids.
AAAAAAGAAUCCAAUAUAAUACUCGAGGGAAAGUGGACUUUGCCUCUUCAUAAACAAAACAAGAAAAUUUAGACAAGUUUUGUGAUGAUUGGUGUAUAAAUUGCACUAUACCAGCUUGCACUAAAGCUCACUCUUCCUUUGAAAUCAGUUUUGACACUUUUUCCUGCACAUAUUAAUCAGUAACAUGACGAGAGUAGAGUUAAUUUUUGUGCCAGCACCUGAAGUUGGUCAUCUGGUAGCUGCAGUAGAGCUUGCAAAGCUGCUCGUUCGUCGUGAUGAACGAAUCUCCUUCAGCAUUCUGAUACAAAAGAUGCCUUAUGACACUGGCACUGCUGCAUUCGUCGAGAAGCUCAAGAAAGAUGAUCCUGACCGCAUGGCCUUUGUAGACAUUCCUGCUCCGAGUGAGGCCACUAUGACAGAGCUUAGGUCCCUGUCACGGACAGCUUUCCAUGAAGCCUUUGUCUCGCAUCAGAGGACCGUGGUGAGAGAUUUGGUUACAGAGAUAUUGAAGCGGUCAGAGAGUUCUAAGCUAGGUGGAUUUGUUCUUGACAUGUUUGUCACUCCCAUGAUAGAAGUGGCUAAUGACUUCAAUGUUCCGGCUUAUGUGUUCUUCACUUCUAGUGCUGCUUUUCUUAAUGUUAUGUUUUAUGCUCAGGAUCUGAAGGACAACAAAAACCUGGAGAUUUCGGACUACAAGGACUCAGAUAUUGAGCUCUCUGUUCCGGGGUUUUCAAAUCUGGUUCCUGCCAAGGGCUUGCCUUCGGUGAUUCUAGACAAGGGUGGAUCUGACAUGAUGACAAGUAUAGCCAGGAGGUUACGGAAGACUAAAGCUAUUUUUGUUAAUACAGUUCUGGAACUGGAAGCUCAUGCUAUUAAGUCCCUUAUAGAUGAUAGUAACACACCUCUUAUAUACCAUGUUGGACCUUUGAUCAAUUCCGAAAAAGGUGAGCCAACAUCCCAGAAGAAAAAAUCCAAUGAGGAUAUUAUUAAUUGGUUGGACAGGCAACCAUGUUCAUCUGUGGUAUUUUUGUGCUUUGGGAGUAAGGGAAGCUUUGAUAUUGAGCAAGUAAAGGAGAUAGCAUGCGCCUUGGAGCUCAGUGGACAACGUUUCUUGUGGUCUCUACGACGCCCAUCUGAAAAUACAGAGAAAAGGGAGAUGCCAAAAGAUUAUGAGGACUACAAUGGGGUGUUGCCAGAAGGAUUCUUGGAGAGGACAUCAGGGAUAGGAAAAGUUAUUGGAUGGGCUCCACAGGUGGCAAUCCUUUCCCAUCCAGCAGUAGGAGGAUUUGUGUCGCAUUGUGGAUGGAACUCGACGCUAGAGAGUAUAUGGUGCGGUGUGCCAAUAGCCACUUGGCCUAUUUACGCUGAGCAGCAGACUAAUGCAUUUCAGCUGGUGAAGGAGCUGGGCUUGGCAGUGGAAAUCAAGUUGGAUUAUCGGAAAGAUGUUAUUGGAGAUGUGUCACCAGUUGUGACAGCAGAAGAGAUAGAAGUUGGCAUAAGGCGUCUGAUGAAUGGAGAAGGCGAAAUGAGAAACAAGGUGAAAACAAUGAAAGAUGUAUGCAGAAAGGCCUUGGAUGAGGGUGGCUCAUCCUACAGCUCAGUCGGGCAGUUCAUCCAGGAAGUCAUUGAUAACAUCAACUAAUAAAUUACAAAGGGCCUACAAAAGUAUUUGUUGUUAAUACAUGACCUCAUAGUUGAGGUGAUUAGUAGUUUAAUACUUCAAUUUGGUUGUGCUUUCGUAUGUGUUCAAUCCCCGAGUCAUGUUAUUGCCUUUUUUUUAUAUUUCAGCUCAUCUAAUCUUGUUUUUAGAA